Molecule: messenger RNA, 1001 nt
Organism: Ilyonectria robusta
Lineage: Eukaryota; Fungi; Ascomycota; Sordariomycetes; Hypocreales; Nectriaceae
Product: AAA domain-containing protein
Exons: 3
Coding region: 339-857 (172 amino acids)
Cellular component (GO): nucleus; cytoplasm
Molecular function (GO): ATP binding; ATP hydrolysis activity; AMP kinase activity
Source: RefSeq, a predicted model, not a curated record
AGAGAGAGAGAGAGAGCGCACGAUUUAUUGUUAAUGUUUCCCCUCCCCCACACACAAACCUGUCUGUCUUGUUACACAGAGAGUUUGUCAGCUCCGUCAACAAGAAACCAUCGGUCCACUCCGUCCUCACUGAGACUCCGGCGGCCGCCUCCCGUGUCGUCCGGGUCCUCUCCGGAUCGGCCCCGGAUGGUAUUCAUCAAAGCGAUCCGAGACACCCCGAUACAUGCAUGGAGCGGGUUUGCCCACAGGGUCGGCAGUGAGUGGACGCAGGGAGCUCAAAUCUCUGCAGCCACCGAUCGCAUUGUAUCGCAUCGCAUUCCAUUGCAGCGCAAAUCACGAUGCGCCAGUCGCCUAACAUUAUUGUGACAGGCACGCCCGGUGUUGGCAAGACCACGCACUGUGAGGGCCUAGCAGAACGGACGGGGCUGCGUCACUUGUCUGUGAACCAGGUGGUCAAGGACAAGGAGUGCCACGAGGGAUGGAGCGAUGAGUUCCACAGCUGGAUUGUUGACGAGGACAAGCUCCUAGACGCCAUCGAGGACGAAGUAAAGGCUGGCGGUUGCAUUAUCGACUGGCACGCUUGUGAUUUGUUCCCCCGCAGCUGGAUCGAUCUGGUCGUGGUCCUCCGAGUCGACUCGACAACUCUCUAUGACCGACUGACGGCGAGAAAUUAUCCCGAGUCCAAGCUGCAGGAGAACCUCGACUCUGAGAUUAUGGAAGUGCUUCUACAGGAGGCGCGUGACGCCUUUGACAGCGAGAUUGUCAUUGAGCUGACGAGCAACGAGGCCGACGAGAUGGAAUCCAACGUUGAACGCAUCGAGGGAUGGGUCAAGCAAUGGAAGCAGGACAAUCAAUGAGAUAAAAUAAUAAGAAACACAGGAUACAUAGAGAAAAGUGCAUUUCACGCCCAUCCUCCAUUGGUGCAAACCAUCAGGUGGAUAUAUAGUUAUUUCCUGUCUACCUCGUAGAUGAGACAGGAUGAAUUUACGAUUUACCACACA